AUGGAGCAGCCUUCAGUAACAAACCAUGAGAAUCAUCAGGACAUCAGGAGGUGUAAGAUUAACCACUGUCUGAAACCAGGCCACACCCUCUCACCUUUCUCAGGUGUUCUCCUGACGCUGACGCUGUUUCUCACGCUAGUUCAGUUUUCCUCGCCGUGUCCAGCUUCCUGUAUCGUCUGCUCUGAAGACGCCAUCAUCUGCAAUAAGCUCUCCAACAUUGUAGAAGCUCCAGACUCAACCAAGGCCUUGAUGCUGACCGGCGGACUGAUCGACACCGUGAGCAGCAUCGUCUUCUCAAGCUCCUCCAACAUGAGCGUCCUGGCGCUUAGCAACAACCUCAUCACUACCAUCCAUUACAACGCUUUCCAAAACCUCACUGCGCUCAGAACGCUAAUGCUGGACCACAACCUCAUCUCCACCCAGGCCCUAAACAUGUCCACCUUCUCCUGGCUCCGUCAGCUGGAGACGCUCCACCUGGGGAACAACGCUCUGAGGGACAUCAGCGGCUCCUGGUUUCAGAACGCCGGGGCUUUGAGAACGCUGCUACUGGAGGGGAACCUAAUCACCAGCAUCGACUCGUCUACGUUUGCGUCUUCUGACCUCAGAAACCUGGAGAUCUUGGAUUUGUCGGACAAUCUCGUUGCAUAUUUGGGCAGGAACAGCUUCCGGAGUCUUCCGCGACUGAGGAGUCUGGAUCUGUCGCGCAACAAACUGCAGAAUGCGCCCGAUGCGUUCUCCUACCUCACCUGGCUGUCGAUGCUAAACCUGGACUAUAACCGUUGGAACUGUACCUGUCAGCUAAGGGAGCUAGCGUCGUUCCUCAGCAGCUACGUCCAGUCUCCGGACAGGGUGCUGUACAACGGCCAGCGGUUAGCAUGCACGAGUUCUGACAACCCAGCAGUGCAGACGGUGCUGGAGCUAACCGAUGCUAACUGUGUAGCUGCUAACAGCAACAUCACAGUGACGGCCGUCGCUAAGGGUUCGAUCACUCCUCGGCGCUACGUCAGGGACAUCGCCGUCACUGCUGCCUGUUCCUUUCUGGGUGGUGUUGGGAUUACGCUUGGCAUCUUUGCGUUGGCUUACAGGAGUCUUGGUAAGAGAUUUAGACUUUUAAAAGACAAGAACGACGCUGAGGAACGUUGCAGCCAGGCUUCUGUCCAAUGGGAAGUCUCUGAGGGUAAGGAGGCUCUGUCCAUGGCCUGUUCACUCCAUAACAGUAAUUACAGAGGUCAUCAACCCUGGACCAAAGACAACAACGGAGACACAACGGAGAACCAGUUCAUCUGCCACAACUGCAGCUCAACAACACUCGGCACAGGCUACCAGGAGGGCGGGAAAAGGGGAGGAGCUUUAUUACAGGGAGCCAAUCACAUGGGGAUACAGUAUAACAGGAGGCAAAGCUGGUCAGCACCUGUGGAAAGUGACCGGUGGAAAGAAACCAAAGACGAUGCUGUGCAACAGUCCAGAAUUAAAGAUAUUAGAGCUCAAAGAUGUGUUGAAAGAGGAAACGUCAGUCCGAACAGGCAACGUCUUCAUCUUCCUGCUCAAGAGAACGUUCAAGGUGGAGUUUCGACCGACAUGGCAACCAUGAGAAUGCAGCAGUUAGCUCUUCGGCGGCAAAUAUCAGUUUCCCAGAGACAAACGUUUACACCUAAGGACCAGAUCCAUCAGAGAACUCAAGGGAAUCAUAUUAAUAACAUCUCGAUUUUGAAGCAGCAUCAUGAGGAAUACGGCGGUUUACCGGUUUAUCAAACCAUUAAUUGCUUGCACUGCCAUCAGACUUAUGAAUACAGGCAAGCUGAGCAUGAAAACCAGGAUACUUUGUUCAUAAAUCAUAAUGAAGGUGGUCUACCAGGCGAGAAGAAGGUAUCUGAGACGGUUCUGUUCAGAGACAGCUUAAAUUACCAGUCUACCACAGAAAACCAAGGUCGAGAACAAAGAAGCGUUACGUUUGACUUGUCGGGGUCCUUGAAGAACACCUUUUUUGUACCUGAUAAUAAAAACAAGGACGACGAGGCGCCUUAUAGAUUCAACAAGAUCAAAAUGUCCAAAGCUCCAGAUCUGAAAAACAACCUUAAAUCAGGGAAAACGUCCACCAAAUUACACAAUUCUAGCGAACGCAAGCUGAGAAAAACCUCGAAAAGCCAUAAACCUUCAACCCAGUUGAGCCGAAAAUUGAAGGUCAAGCUAAAUCUGAACCCUCUUCGGCGAAAUCGGAUUCACUCCAUUUCCAGUCAUGAGGAGAACGAUGCAGAUCAGACGCAAGUCAAGAGUAAAAAAGGUAAAAAUCUGAAAUCUAAGAAAGAUAAAUCAAGCAAGAAGUCUGGAAGUAAUGGAAGAAAGGAUGCAAAGGGGUCCGAAAACUCUGACGACAGCGAUAAUGAAAAUGAAAAUGAAAACGAAGAAGAGAUUAAAGAAGAAGAAGAAGAAGAAAAUAACAAGAGCAAAAACAAAUCAUCUAAACGAAAAGCAUCAAAGAAAAACGAUGAAAAACCAAAAAGAAUCGAUAAAAAGGACGAUAGCAACAUUUUAAACUAUCAAAAUGACGCCAACGUUCCAGCCAAUGGAGAAAAUCAAGCCGAUGCUAAUGCUAACAGCUCUGAAACUCAAGGUUCAGAUCUUUCAACAGCAAUGGCACCAAACACAGACCCAAACCUGCCAAUAGGCACAAUGGAACCAACCAACGAUCCACAGGAAGUUCCAGGGGAAAGUUCUACCGCGUCCCCAACGUCCACAGCGCCCUCUGUUGUCCAGGAGUAUCUGUCGUCUGGUGACGGCUCCCCAAAGAGGAGGAUUAGACUGAUAAUACCUGAGAAACCCACCAGCAGACCUCAGACUGCACUGGAGAAGAAGAUCAGAUAGCAG
Astyanax mexicanus (Mexican tetra) is the source of this 2865-nucleotide messenger RNA. It is a transcript of the gene lrrc53, whose product is annotated as leucine rich repeat containing 53. The transcript has 5 exons. NCBI's taxonomy places the organism in Eukaryota, Metazoa, Chordata, Actinopteri, Characiformes, Acestrorhamphidae. Gene Ontology annotation, molecular function: protein binding. The record is from RefSeq and is a predicted model, not a curated record. The coding region runs from base 1 to 2862 and encodes 953 amino acids.